AUAUAUAUGUCAGUGACUUGAACCAAGAAGGCGAAAGAGAAGGGAAGAGAUCAGCCGAGAGAGCUUGAUCCAGAAUAGAACGGUGCUUUCUGUCUUUCUGUGUUCUUGAUCUAAUACAACGUUCCUUUACACUGCACUGUACAGUUUACAGUAUUCUUUUAUCACGAGGACUGAUUUAUAUCAUUUAGUUCUUAAGGAUUUGAUUGAGACAAUUUAUAUAUAGCACUAUUAACCAGGACAUAGUCUUUAAACCACUAAGAAGUUAUGUACUUGGAUCUGUGUAAUUCUUCAAUCAGAAUCUACUCAACCUUGAGGUAGAUUAUCCGACCCGACAGUGUUCAGUUUUCUCUCUCUCUCUCUCUCUCUCUCUCUCUCUUAGUAUUGAUCUGUCUGUCUAUUGGAAAUGUCUUCUCUUAGAGUCUCAGUUGCAGCUAAUAGUUUUUUAUGGGACUCUUUCAGAUAAAAGCUAUUAUAGGUCCGCCUCGCUCAUAGAAACCAAAACACACCCCAAAUAUCAAAGAAUUUAUUUUUGCUUUCAUUUUAGUGUAAAGUGCAAGGCCAUUAAAAGACACCAACAAACUGACAUUAAGAAGACAAUCAUGCUGAGGUUCUUCAGUGGAGCUUAUGGUGCUCUAAUGAUGCGAAUAUAAAAUGUGAAUUAUGAUUCUCUCUAUGCAGGCUAAGAUCUGAUGCAAACACUCUCUCACAGACCAUUAACACGCACUGUGUGACUACACUGAUGUCAAAGUCUGUGUGAUCUGGAACUUGACAGGAAAUACUUUUUAUUCUCUUUACUUUAUAGUCUUUCUCCCUGUCCCCAUUUCUCACGUUCGGCUUUUUUAUCGAACCGGGCAAGCAAAAACAGUGUCAUUUAUUUGGUCCAAAAAUGAACGGAGCAGUGGUCGGAGAUAAACAAGGAACUGUAACAGAAAAGAGAGGACCUGUUUGCGAUUUAUUUGAAAGAGACACUUGGAGAGACCUAAAGAGAACCUAAAGCCUGUUCGAUUUGGAGCGAAACGGUUAGACGAGUGGAAAAUGGAACUUGUCCCCAAAACUAAAUACACCCCCUUCAGGAGUGACUCGUUCAGUUCUACAGACGAGGCAGCCUCUAAUCCUUCUCUCCCUUCCUCAGCUCCCCUCACCCCUCUUACUCCUCCGAGCAUUGCUUCAUCUCUGUCUUCCUCAUCGCUCGCCCCCAUCCUGCCCCCGACGUCCCCUCGGCCAGCUGAGAACAGCCCCACUACGCUGUGCUCCUUCUUUCCCAGGAUGGGCUCCCUGCGACUGGGCAUGUCUGCCACCCUUCUCCCCGGCCUGAAGGCUUCCAGCAGGCCCCAGGAGACACCCAGCACCUCCUCCUCUUCCUCUGCUUCUACUCCUCCUCCUCCUCCUCCUCCUCCUCCUACUCUCCUUCCUCUAAUGGCUCCUUCUCCUCCUCCUCGUCCCCCACAGGACAUGAACCGGCUGGGUGGCGCGUCGCGGAGGGCCCGUGUGGAAGGGGGCCAGCUCGGGGGCGACGAGUGGACGCGCCAUGGCUCCUUCGUCAACAAGCCUACGCGAGGUUGGCUGCAUUCGGAUAAUGUGGUCAGCACCACCGGUGUCAGCUACACCGUUCGGUACAUGGGUUGCGUGGAGGUGCUGCAGUCAAUGAGGGCACUGGACUUCAACACCAGAACUCAGGUUACCAGGGAGGCAAUCUCAGUGGUGUGUGAGGCAGUACCAGGUGCCAAAGGAGCUCAACGCAGGAGGAAGCCUACAUCCCGGUGUCUGACCUCUAUCCUAGGAAAGAGUAACCUCCGGUUUGCUGGAAUGACAAUCAACCUCACUGUGUCAACGAACAGCUUGAACCUACAGACAACCGACUGCAAACAGAUUAUCGCCAACCAUCACAUGCAGUCCAUCUCUUUUGCAUCGGGAGGAGAUCCAGACACGGCAGAAUAUGUAGCCUACGUAGCCAAAGACCCUGUCAACCAGAGGGCGUGCCACAUCCUGGAGUGUUCUGAGGGCUUGGCCCAGGAAGUGAUCAGCACCAUUGGACAGGCCUUUGAGCUGCGUUUCAAGCAGUAUCUGAAGAACCCCCCUAAACUUGUCACCCCACACGACAGGAUGGCUCCUUUUGAUGGCUCAGCAUGGGAGGAGGAAGAAGAGGACUUUGCACCUCCCCAAGACGUUCCGUACUAUAAUAACUUUCCUGGGAAACAGCCACCCCCAGGAGGCCUGGUGGACAUGAGAACUCGUCCUGGACACAGCACAGGAGCCACACUACCCUAUGGCCAGCCUGGAGUAAAUGACAUCCAUAAGCAUCCUCUACCUCCACUACCAGUGGGAGCAAAAGAAGGUGGCCUGUUUGAUGACCCCUCGUAUGUCAAUGUGGAUAAAUCCCGCCCUCAAGUGGCCUCUGCUAAUGGCAGUGCUCACAGAGAUGCUUUCGACAUGAAGCCCUUUGAUGAUGCCCUCAGCGUGUCAGGCUCAGUGCCUCCUCUGGCUCAGCAGCUGCAGAGUGAGCCCUGGUUUCACGGUUCCCUGAGCCGCAAGAAGGCAGAGAAGCUGCUGAGCAAAGACGGCGACUUUCUUGUGCGUGAGUCAGGUACCACACCAGGCCAGUACGUGCUCACAGGCCAGCAAGGAGGCCAACCCAAACACCUGCUGCUGGUGGAUCCGGAGGGAGUGGUUCGUACCAAAGACCAUCGCUUUGAAAGCGUCAGUCACCUGAUCAGUUAUCACAUGGACAACCGGCUGCCAAUCGUAUCUGCCGGAAGUGAGGUGUGCCUGCAGCAACCAGUGGAACGCAGAGCCUAAGUGUCACACACACUUAUACACACACACACACACUGUUCUUCUUCUGCCAUGGUGUCUCCUUCCUUCUCAAUCUCUUGUAAUUAGACUUUUCCAGAGAUUGUCUCACUUUUUUUGCAGAGAGGAUGAGCAACAACAAGAAAAAAAUAGUAACAAAAGUAAGCUCUGUCCAUCCAUAAUGAAGCUUGGAAGUGAUGCGAUCAUUGGACUCAUGGACCAAGAGAAUUUCACAGCCUACAGAUUAAGCUGUAAGAAUAAAAGCGAGACUCCAAUGGGGAAAACGAGCCAAAAAAAGAAAAUCCAACAGACUGGUGUAGGAUAGGUAUUGGUGUAAUGUGAUGUCGCGUCCCCUACAAAAUGGCAUGUAUGAGUUAAGCGUGAGAUGUCUGGGCAUUCAAGGGUUCAGCUGAAAUAACCCUCAGUAACACUCCAAAGGUCAUCCACUGCCGAAGAGAAGUGAAGUGAAUCAGAGACUCGAAAGACUGGUAUUUUGGUUUCGUUCGUUCAUUCAUUCUCAGAGCUCUGGUUUAUAAAGCCAGCAGAAUCACUGCGUACAGACCAACACGUAGCUAGCCAUUAAUUCUGAUGCUGAUGUCAUGAAGUAGAUAUAAAUUACAGUAGUGGGAACUCAUUCAGCCACUCUUUUUGGUAGAUUCAUUAGAAUUAACAUAUUCUUCAGAAUAAACAGGAUACUACUUGGAAAUCAUCCCUAGUGGUUCCUAUAAAUCUCCCAUUCACCAUUUGGGAGUGUUUCAAAGCCACAUAUCAUUCUAUAUGCAAAGAGGAAUAGAUUAUAUACUGUAGAUUAUACAUAUGAUGAAGUUUUGUUUUUGGGUUGUUUUUUUUUUUUUUUUUUUUUUUUUUUUUUUUUUUUUUUUUUAUAAUAAAAGAGAGAGAUAUUUACUUUCGUUGAAACGAUGAACCCAGCAAGGAGCAGAGAUGGGGAUCAAAAGAAACACAGCACACAUCUAGAACCCUACAGUCUGGACAGAAUGGACUUGAUGAAAGAGACCAAGAGUGAGAGACUGUAUACAGAGUUGCUCCAAGCUCAUCAGGACUCAAAAAAGGGGAGAUGAAUUCAGUCCUCGCCGUAACGCAUAUCCUGUUGUGGUGAUGUCAUCUUGGAGAGCACCUGUAUCAUGAACUUUGUCCUUUUUUUUUUUUUUUUUAGCUGUAUAUUUCACUUUUAUCCAUGUUCGCCUUGACAAUCUAUCUCCGUGUGUACUCGAGUUGAAGUUUAAAAAUGAUGAGACUCAAAAGGAGUGAGGAGACAUAAAAGUAAAAUAAUUAUAAUAAUAAUAAUAAUAAUAAUAAUAAUUAAAAAAAAAAACAGAUAGCGAUGCUAAAAUGAAUCCAAAUAUGACACCCUGUUGCAUAUGAUGCACAUUUCUGAACUAGAGUAACAUUCAUUUCAUAUGAAAUGUGUUAUCAUCACUGCCCUAUAAUCAAGGAACAAACACACUCCAUCAUUUCCUGUUUUUAUGUUCCUAUUAGAAUUGUGCCUUUUCACUCGAGAAAGCCACCAAAUUAGGAUGCAGUCGAAGUAAAGAUGAAAACUCAAGAACUUCAUUGGCGUUCCGAGUUUAUAACGUUUUCUUCCCGGAAUUCCUACACAAGUGUGUUUCAGUUUGAUCCAGGUUUUAGUUGAUGGUAAUCUUAGUUGUUUCCUUGCACAUUCUCUUAAUCCUGCUGGUAAAUAGUGCUCAUGUGUUCGUGCUGUGCUGUGACUUAAUGAAAACUUCUAGAUAUUGUUUCAUGAUGUUUCUUGCUUGUGAUAUAGUUUUCUUACCAGCUUCAUAAACUGUACAUAGAUAUCACAUAUCACAAUGUUUAUAAUUCUUGUAAGCUCAUCCAAGACCCAGACUGGAUAAAGCCAGACCGCCUUGUUAUGAAUGUCAGCGUUGAUUUGAAGAAGCAAGAAACCAAUUAAAAAUGAUUUUUUUACUUCUUUCUUAUAGAUUUACUAAAGCAUAUAUUCACUGCAGGGUUUGAGUUUAUCACCAAAUGUACCACUCAAGUGCAAAGAAUUCUGUAAUUGGAAACAUGAUAUCAUCAUAAUUAGUUAAUUAGGAGUGGAUCUGUAUUAGACACAGUGGGUAAUAUUAGAGUAUUGGCAUUGAUGUGUAGGGCAGGCAGAUUCUUGUCUGUGGCUCAGUUUGAUGUCUUAAAUUAUUUGACUUCUUCACUCAACACUUGUGUGUCAAAAAAAAGUGACUGGUGCAGUGCCAAGUGCGGUCUACCCAGGGGUGUGGGUGCCUCACAGACUCCACACUGUUGCAUGGAAACCCUCUGCAGUCUUUGUGUUAUAGUUACAGUGGUUUAUUUCUUCUUCUUUUUUUUUUCUUCUUCAUGCGUGUGUUCACCUUAUGACUGAUAGUGGUUUGUUUUUUUUGUUUUGUUUUUUGCAUUUUCUUGGCCAAAGGUUUAUUUUGCCUUACCAGCACAAGACUUUUUUUUUUAUGUUGCCUUUUCUUUUUGAUUUAUUUUAAUAUGCCUUUAAUGUUCUUUUUUUUUUUUGGCAUACAUGUUUACAUGUGUAUCUUGAACUAUAGAUUGCAUAUAUAAAUGCAUUAUCAAUACA
This is a messenger RNA of Ictalurus punctatus (channel catfish), 5374 nucleotides long. RefSeq names its product SHC (Src homology 2 domain containing) transforming protein 1 (gene shc1). Gene Ontology annotation, biological process: cell surface receptor protein tyrosine kinase signaling pathway; intracellular signal transduction. The transcript has 12 exons. Gene Ontology annotation, cellular component: plasma membrane. Gene Ontology annotation, molecular function: receptor tyrosine kinase binding. Bases 1036 to 2796 code for a protein of 586 amino acids. The record is from RefSeq and is a predicted model, not a curated record. Lineage: Eukaryota; Metazoa; Chordata; Actinopteri; Siluriformes; Ictaluridae.